Molecule: messenger RNA, 652 nt
Organism: Xenopus laevis (African clawed frog)
Lineage: Eukaryota; Metazoa; Chordata; Amphibia; Anura; Pipidae
Gene: coa5.S
Product: cytochrome c oxidase assembly factor 5-like
Exons: 3
Coding region: 151-378 (75 amino acids)
Source: RefSeq, a predicted model, not a curated record
UUAUCUGUUUCCGAAAAGCGGAAAUGACCACAAACUAUUCUGACGGAAAUGGUCGCGGAGUAUAGUGCGUAAACAAGAUGUCGCUGUCCACAAGAAGGUGUCAGUGAAGUUCACGUUCUUAUCACUGGAAGUUGGUGUACGUGAUUAAACAUGCCUAAAUAUUAUGAGGAGAAAGAGGAGGAGAAGCACCCGUGUGGCGGAGUGAAGGAGGAUUUGAAGAGCUGUCUGUUACAGAGUGACUGUGUGCUGCAGGAAGGAAAGAGCCCAAAGGAAUGUUUAAAGGAAGGAUACUGCAAAGCUCUCCAAGUAACCUUUUUUGAGUGCAAAAGAUCAAUCCUGGACAACAGAGCAAGAUUCAGAGGAAGAAAGGGAUACUGAUGGCUGGAAACUUCCUGUUUCAUAAAAAGAUGCCUUUAACAUACAGAAAUUUUCCUCAUUGUUGGCACUUGAUGAACAAAAACAACAUCCUCUCAGUCGCAGAUUUAAGAACAUAUCUGACCUGUGAACUAUUACAGGUAUAAAGCCAAACACAGAUCAUCAAGUCUAAAAAUUGUAGCCGUUGCUAAUAACAAGGGGGUGGAGACCACUGUUUGUGAAAUUACACAUUUUAUAUAUUAUAUAUAACUGCAUUAAAUACUUAUUUGAUUUGUAA